Messenger RNA from Conger conger (European conger), 912 nucleotides. RefSeq lists its product as uncharacterized. The transcript has 2 exons. Bases 118 to 795 code for a protein of 225 amino acids. Lineage: Eukaryota; Metazoa; Chordata; Actinopteri; Anguilliformes; Congridae. The record is from RefSeq and is a predicted model, not a curated record.
UUGACCCGAACAUGCAGGUUCUUCCUAUACAACAUACGGAAAAUCCACCCCUUUCUUACCCCCUACUGGCUCCACGGUGGUGGAACAAACUCCCCGUUGAGAACAAUCGAGCCAGAGAUGGAACAAGCAACCCCGUCAUCUGCCCAGGAUGCCCUCCAACUUCAGGGACAGCGAUUGGACCAGCAUGAAUCGGAGAUCCGUUCACUCCACCAAAGUCUCCACUCUCUGCGUGCUGAAGUUACUGGCAUCUCUGACACCCUUGGCAGAGUAAAAGUCGCGGGGACCCCGGUCGUUGCCCCUACAGACGCUUCCGAUCACACCCUGAGCCUCGCCAACCACACCCUGAACGCUACGCUGGUGAGCCGAGAUCCUACCGAUCUUUCCUGUCCCGGUGUUCUCCGGCCCUCCACAUUCCCCACGGAACGCUCAAUGGCGGCCUGUGUGAUUACCCUGCUGGCCGGCAAAGCAUGCGAGCGGGGGACUACCUUCUGGGAUUCUGACGCUCCGGAGUGUGGCGACUUCACACUGUUCUCCGCGGAAACGAGGAAAGUUUUUAAUCGGGCGGCCGUGGGACGUGCCUCAGCUCGUCGGCUCCUAGGGCCACGCCAGGAGAACAGUUCCAUUUCAGGCUGUGCCAUAGAGUUCCAGACCCUGGCCGGUGACAGGGUGGCCUGUAGCGUAGUGGUUGAGGAACAUGACUGGGACCCGCAAGGUCGGCGAUUCGAUCCCCGGUCAAGCCACAGUAAGAUCCGCACAGCCGUUGGACCCUUGAGCAAGGCCCUUAACCCUGCAUAGCUCCAGGGGGUAUUGUCUCCUGCUUAGUCUAAUCAACUGUACAUCGCUCUUGAUGAGAGCGUCUGCCAUUAAUGUAAUGUAAUGAUGUACCAUGUGUUUUUUUUGUCAGAGCAAAUA